Paramuricea clavata is the source of this 6618-nucleotide messenger RNA. NCBI's taxonomy places the organism in Eukaryota, Metazoa, Cnidaria, Anthozoa, Malacalcyonacea, Plexauridae. The record is from the annotation of a GenBank genome assembly.
AUGAGGUGACUGAUCUGCCAGACAGUGACUGAAAUUACAUUCAAUAUUCCUUUGACUUUGUUUUGAUAUUUUAUAGUAACAUUCCUAUUGAAAAUUCUUGUUAUUUUGUUCUAUUUAUAAUACAACAUUUUUCUGUAAUAUCAGUAUUUUCCGACUUAAUGAUUUUUACUUUACCCACCCCUUGGCUUGAUGAAUUUUUAUUCAACCCACCCAUUUCCACCCAUAAAAUUUUGUUUAUCCACCCAUUUUCUCUUCUCCCCCCCCCUUCCCAGCCAUAAACAAUGACCUGGCCCUCACAAUACUUUAGAAAGGUGUGACAGUCGUUUUCUGGACCUGCAGAUUGUUUUUUAAGAAAUUCUUAAAGAUCGUCUUCAAUUCUCCUAUAAUUUUGAACUGUCUGUGCCAGUGUAGGUAGCACUGGAAAAAAAUGUGAAAUCCACACUAUGAAAUUUGCAAUUGCACCACUAAAUCCAUAGUAUAUCCAGAUUAUUUCGAUACCAUAUCCAUAGUAUGGAAAUAUAAAAUUAUUAUGGAUAGUCAAAAAUCCAUUCUAUUUCCAAUAAAGAUCCAUACAAUUUCCAUUCUAUGGAUUUUCAAGAUUUUUUCCAGUGUAGUGCCAAUAAUAUAUGAACAAGCUUUUGUUGGUAGGGAUGCAACUACCUGCAAAAAUAUAAGGAGAAUUUCGACGUUUCGAGCGAAGCCACUUCGUCUGGAGUUGCUGUAACUCCAGACGUAGGGCCUUCGCUCGAAACGUCGAAACCAUCCAUGUAUUUUUCAGGUAGUUGCAUUCCUACCAAGGAAAGCUUGUUCAUUUCGGGCAAGUAGGCUUACCCGCUCGGCAGUGUUGUAACGAGUCGAGUCAUUGACUCUGACUCGAGUCAACUCGAGUCGCUAUUUUCAGCGACUCGACUCGAGUCCAAUACGAAAAAUGACUCGACUCGACUCGAGUCAACAGCCCCAAAUGACUCGACUCGGACUCGACUUGCUGAUUUUGCCGUAAAUGACUCGAGUCAACUCAUCUACAACUUGUACAGAGUAAAUUCAUCACAAUUAUUGUGAUUGUAUUGCUUGGGAAGAACAAUAAGCCCUGUAAACAAUGAGAACUUUGAAACUUUAUCAGAAAAUAUAUGGGAUUUGCAUAGAAUAUAUUCCUGACGGGCAUACCUAUAUUACAUUUCUGUUUUUAGAAACAACGCUAGUGCCACAGUUUUUUAAAAUUAAGUCUCAAAAUGUUUUGUACUUAUACUAAUUCUGACAGGCUAUUUUCAUUUUUGGUAUUUAUGAAGGGCUAUAUAAUUUCAAAUCAACUUACAAAGCGUUGUUAAUUAAAGUCUAUUCUUUAUUAAUUCUGACUCCAGUUGCAAGUUUUGCUAGUUGUAUGUACGUACACUCGAUCAGCAGGUAUGAUGAGACAUCUCACGUGGUUGACUGGAACUGUGAUAAUAUUGGCACAGCCUAUAGCUGCCCAGAUACUGUUAUUAAUUUAAAUGACUAAAGUAAUUAGUUUAAAACGCAAAUUUGAUUACUAAUUUCCGACAGCAAGCUAGGGUAGCUCAAGUAAAGUCUAGAAAUUGACUCGACUUGACUUAAAUCAGUGACUCGACUUGACUCGAGUGAAGCCGCUGACUCGACUCGACUCGAGUGAAGCCACUGACUCGACUCGACUUGAUCAAAAACUGAAAUGACUCGACUCGACUCGUGACUCGACCUUUGAGUGACUCGACUCGACUCGUGACUCGACCUAUAGGUGACUCGUUACAACACUGCUUGAUAGACUUUCACAUUUUUAGGCCUUCGUCUGGUGGCUCACGGGGAAGUGAUAAAAGUCGGGUCAAAAGUGAUAAAGACAGAGAGAGCGCACUAGAAGCAGUGAGAUCUCUUACCAAGCCACAGAAUAAGAAACCUCAAGUCACUCAGGUACUGCACAACAUUGGCAUACAAUAUAACAAAAUGUGUUAAGGCGGAUCUCCACAUGACGAUUUUUAAGAGAUCGUCAAAACAGUUCGCGACGACACAUGCGCAAUUGAAAAAUUGUUCCAAGAGCGAUCGUCUAAGCGCUCGACGAAGAGUAGGAUUGACUUCUACUUUUCGUCAAGCGGCAGACGAUCGCCAAAUUUUUAAGCAAUAAGAUUGCAAGAUUCUUCGUCCAAACAUUUCAAUAUGGCGACCGUCGAGUUGAGUGAAGCUCCAAAUCAAAAUGUAAAUUUCUUGCUAAACUUUAUCCUUCACAAUCUCAACAACUUGCUUCAACAUCACAACAGAUUUAUCAUACUCAGAAUACACAGCAUGGUGCUUGUAUACACAUUGCGCGUGCAGAAAAACUACCUUGCCCUGGUUCCAGAGGUUCUUGUGCCGCCGUAUUAUAAAUUACGUGAUAAAUACGAGCAAGAAUAGGGCGGAAGAUACGAGAACCUCUAGCAACCAUGGAACAGAAGAACAACAACAAAUCAAACCCAAAAUAUGGAAUUCGAUAAGGAAUUGUUUUUACAAGGCCUCAGGGAAUUCACAUGUUUGUGGGAUACUAGUGCUUUUUUUCUUGCUGCUAGUACAUCUCCACUUCUCUCUAAAUCGUCGCGAAUUUUUAUGAUGAUCGUCAUAACAAUUGUCUCAAAAAUCGUCUAUAGUGGAGAUCCGCCACAAAGUUACGGAAUUCCAGCAUCAUGGAAAUUUAGCACAGUGGUUUACUUUUUUAAACAUGCAUGCAAUUCUCCUCUGGUCAAAAAUUCUUGGCGCUUGUAGUAAAAAUAGCAAAAUCCUUUACCCAGCUCCAGCUGGAAAGUCAGAAUGACAAGAAAUGUAACAAUUUCCAAGAAUUAGCGUUGGUUACAAAUAAUGGAAGUACGUAUAAUCUGAAAUUAUAAUCAAUCGCAAGCGUCAUACUUUGAUAGGCGCAUGAUAUCCACGCCCGUGGCUGGGCGGGUAGUGCCACCCAUCCGGAAAUAAAAGUGACAUAAUGCCCCCCCCCCCCAAACUCACAAAAUUUGUUCUUCUGAUUUUAAUCAUUUUUUGCCGAAGCUACAAUUCAGACCAUGCCUUUUUUGUAUAAACUAUUAAUCAGAUUAUAUUUCCUGUGGCUCCAUGUUAUAUGCAUGACAAACAAUUUGCUUAAGAUAUGCGGGUAAUCAAAGGAAAAAUCAUUGGAAGCAUUACGGAAUUUCACUGAAUUUUACUGAAUUUACUAUUCGAUAAUAUAAGGAAAUCUUAUGUUUUUUAUUUUCUAUGUUGUUUACUUUAAAGUUUUAAUAAAUAAAGGACAAAUCUAAUAUUCUUCACGGUCUAGAAGAACGAAUUUUUGCCAAUUUUUCCAGGGCUGCGACCGGAAACUAGCACAAAAACAUCUCUGCUAAAUUUUUCAGCAGUGCCCCUUUAGAAAUUGAGAGCCAGCUACGGGCUACAUCAUAUCAUCUUACUUUGGGGACAAAAUUGAGGCAAAUCCGCCAUUAUCCGGACUUUUCAACUGUAAGUUGCAAAGCAGCUGGAGCUGAAAAACCGGAGCUUUUGCAGAGCUCUUCUAGGAUUGUAGUUAUGUGGAGUUUAGUCAGUGCAGUCUUUAGUUAGUUCUUGUUUGUUCUCAGAUGAAGUGAGGAUCUGCAGGUAAAUAGACAAUUCCCAUUAUAGACUAAUUUUAAAACUUGACAAGGAGAUGCAAGGAAAUCACCACAGCUAGAAAGAGCAUACUAAAAUGAGUAAAAUUGCAAAUGUGGUUGCGAAAUGUUGUAAAAUGCAAAAAAUAUAGCCUUGCAAAGUUCGCAAAAUUUGUAUAUACAUUUGUAUUGCUUGGGGAAAUUGCUACCACAUGCAUUUGGGCCGAAAGUGGUAGCAAUUUCCGCACGCAAUACAAAAGUAUACAAAAUUUGCAAACUUUGCAAGGCUAUAUAUUUUCCGCAUUUUACUCAUUUUAGUAUGCUCUUUCUAGCUGUGAUGAUUUAUUUGCAUCUCCUUGCCUAGUUUUAAAAUUAAUCUAUAAUGGGGAAUUGUCUAUUAGACUCGUUCUUUUAGCUUGUUAAAAUAGCUAGCAAUAUUUUAUAGCAAGUUUAAACGGAUUUCACUUUUUAGCAUAAAACCUGUUUCUAGGCUUAUUAUUUUUCUGCUUCUUUCUUUAGAAUUUAUAUUUUUCGCCCGAUGAAAAUAAUGAUGAACUGUUACAACUACUUCGUGCGGAUCGAUUUAAAAAUGAUUCUGUAUUUGCUUAUAUAGAGGUGAGGGGAGUCGCAUUAACCAUUAAACUAAACUAAACUUUAUUUUAUCCAUACUAUAGAUAGCUCAAUUAGGUCUGAACUGUUUUCCCUGAAGUGUAUACACAUUUGAGCAGUGUACUACUACCGGAGUAUACCAGAAGACAUGUACUCUUUGGUUGAGUUAAAGACAAGUGGAAGCAGUCUUCUAAAGAUGCAGAUGGCAGGAGAAAUUAAUAUCAAGGCCGGAUUUGGGUGGAAAUAGUGGGGGAGAUGUAAAAUAAUUUUGGGGAGGUGCAGCGGUGGCAUGUAGUGUACAUGUGUAUCAGUGGAUUAAUGAACUGUGACAUUCAAUUUUGCCCUUCGUUACAAUUACUGCAAAGUUUCUUUCAAAACAUUGCAUUAAAAGGGUACUUGACACACAGAUGAUUUAAAACUAUCACUGUUUCAGUUUUACAGAAAAAUUUUCUUACGAAGUGUAGACCGUAUUAAAGCAACGAAAAAAUGUCAAAUUUUUACUUUGAUUUAUCAUUGAAACUUUCCCAAGGGGAGGUGCAUGACUUUUCAAGGGAGGUGCAAAAAAAUUCGCAGGGGAGGUGCGUACCUCCCCUCAAAAUCCAGCCAUGGAAAUUAUAAUCACUGCAUAUUGUAGGAGCCAAACCCAGUUCACCUAGGUGAAAAACAGGAAAGUACCCAAAUUGAUCCGAUGUUGACUAACUGUUCGCUUGUUGUGUUUUAGAAAAAUUUUAAAGAAGAAAAGAGGAAAGAACCAGAAUUUAUAAGUCAGUUAGUCACAGCCGUAGCUGAAAGCUGCAUAAUAAAUAAAGGUCACAGAAUAAAAUUUAAGUGGAUUUUGGGUACUACUAAACGUACACUGUACAUGGAUGAUAUUACAUCCAAAAUCGUAUAUACUCUGUUAACUAUAUAUGGUCAAUGCUGAAUAUUUGCAUUUUUUAUUUAUAGACCAAGAAGUUGGUCCAGAUUGUUGUCAGGAUAAGCUAAAAGCCAGGAAAGAUAUAUUGCGGAAAUAUCUGAAUAAUAAUAAUAGUUUGGAACUUCAAGCAUUGUUUGCUUUUCAGGAAAUAUAUGUGAAAUAUAAUAAACCCGCAGGUAGGUGUUGAUAGUAUGAAACCUUAAUAUAACUUUACUUAUAUACUGGUAGCUCUACCAUUUCUUAACUGUUGUCCAACUUGUCCCUGGACAUCCAGAAAGAACUGUAUCUUUUAUUGUUCAAGUGUUUACUACAGUACAACAGAAUACCUAAGCUAAACUGACAUAUGCUGUGCUGAGUGGUUAUAUUAGGUCUACUACCUGUAAUAAACAAGCAGGCCCGUCCCUUAUAGAGGUUCAGAUUUGACUUCCACUACCGCUACCAUAAGGGACCAUCAACCAAUCAGAUGCGUUUGAUAUAUUCCGCGAUUAACUAAUCAGAUGAGUGCAUGAAGUCAAAGCUGAACCUCAAAAAUGUACAAAUACUAUAGAACUAUACGAUUAUCUCCUCUUUCAGCUAUGCUGUCACAAUUUUUUAACACACUUUACGAUGAAGAAGUUAUAACUGAAGAAGCAUUUAUGUCUUGGAAACGAGACGAAAAUCCUUUGAAGCAAGAAGAAAAAGCGUCGGCUCUCCAAGCAACGGCUGCGUUUUUUGAAUGGCUUCAGUCUGCCGCUGUUGAAGGCAGCGAAAACUAAAUAACUCCGAACUUCGAAAAAUAUAUCUAAUAAUUUUUAUUUAAAGAAAACUAUUCUAUCUUCUUUCCUUUUUGGGGAAUUGGGUAUAAAGUAUAUACAUGUGAUAUGAACAUUGAUAUUAAUUGAUAUUCGAGAGUAUUCGAAGUGUAGUAGCCAUUUUUGUGGGUCUAGAUGGCAGACAUGGAAAAUAGUGGGAUCCUGGGUCUUGAGGAAUAUUGCCUAACCAAGACACACCUGAACAGUUGCACCCAACUUCCGGAUCACGCAUAGUCUACGGUACACCGUGGGCACAGAGCCGUGUGCUAGAUCACGCAUGGUUCACUAGCAAUAAACUUUUGUUAAUAUAUAACAUCAUUUUUCUUAAUGAAGUUGUGACAAUUAGGAUUUACGCACGGUGAGGUGCCGUUCAAGUUGCUCAACAUCAAACGAAGGUUUUCUAUUUUGUGGCUUUGAAGUUCACCGGCUUCUAGCCCUAUCAAGUAGUGCGGAUUGGAUUGGAGGUUGGCAAUCGGUAUGAUCGGUAAUUUUGGUAAUUUUUUUGAAAUCUAAUCCGAAAUUGUCUGACCAAAAUCCAGUCCGAUCCGUUCUACUGUAUAGGCGUAUAGCACGUUUCUUGAACAAAUGUAUGCCAUGAUGCUGUAGUGGCGUGACAAUUUUUAAGAAUUCAAUUAAGAUUUUAUUUGAAUUCUUAAGCAUGCAUUCAAACAAGCAGUAAGAAUAAAGAAUACCGGCGCGUUUGAAAUAUGCUUAGGCC